AUGAUUUUAUUAAGCGCCAAGUUGCGGUGUAAACUGAAGGUUCAAGUGUAUCCAACCUUGAAUCCAAACAAAGCCAGAUGGUCUGUGGAGUUUCGGACAGCAUCACAUCGGUUCGGUGGGAAUACGGAAAGCAUUUGGCCUACAGAUCCUACAGGCAAUUGCUCAAAAUUACAAUUUGGGAGGAGAAAUGAAAAAUGGUGUGUCGCACCACUUAUGUUGAACAACGAAUAUGCCAUGAACGAACUCCUGGAAUGUGCUCAAGCUAAGGAUGUUAUGAAUAUUCCCGGCCAAGUUUUGACAACAGCCAAAUUCCCAUCACCAGAAUCCAAUUGUGCUUCGCCUACCCCAGUGCAAUUGUUUCAUGAGCUCAUCACAAAGUUUGAAACGCGCAACUGUGAAGAUUUCCCUCUAGUAAAGACGGACAGCUCACGUUCCGCGUCUGCGAAACGACGUGCCGAGACGGACCAAUGGAACACAACCAGGAUACAUAACAUUCAGCAUUUUGGUUUAAUACAAAUAGAGCUGUGGCUCUCUCACUUCAUUUAUACCGCCUUUUUCACAACUGUCAAUAAUAAAUAUGUUCAUAAGCAACCAAACACUCAGGUUCCUAUGCAGCGGAGUUACCCAGAGCCCAUCGUUGUUCCUUUUGAAAAAUUGCAUUAUUGUGGAUCAAAUGUCUACCGACAAACUGUGAAAAACAAAAUAUCAGAUAUGACACUAUUAAAUAUGCACAACUGCAUGAACAUGCGGUGCGAAAACAUUCAUGCAGCGACAGAUCUCAUAAGCCAGCUGUCUGGUUUACGCACAACAGUACAGUUCUCUAGAUUUCUGAAAACACGACUGCCUGGAGCAAACGCUGAUGCAAUGCUUUCAUUAUGUCUUCAUGGAGAACUGAUGCAGCAGACAACAAUAAACCAGGUUCGACUAAUGUGUGAGAAAAUUUGUAAUUAUCUGACCACUAACGGAACAAUGCACAUUAACUGA
Dicrocoelium dendriticum is the source of this 984-nucleotide messenger RNA. NCBI's taxonomy places the organism in Eukaryota, Metazoa, Platyhelminthes, Trematoda, Plagiorchiida, Dicrocoeliidae. The record is from the annotation of a GenBank genome assembly.